ACGAGCCGAGCAUUUUGCAUUGCUCCCUCUGAUGUUAAAGAGAAUUAAAUAUAAUACUAAUAAGACAACAGGGUCUAUUCUCUCUCAAACACCACAGAGUGGACAGACUUCUGGAGAACCGAGUGUUGUUUAGAGAGCAUGAUGGCAGCCCGUUCAGGGGAGAUGCAGCACUUGGCAUGGUUGAUGCUGGUGAUCUUAGGUAUGGUGCAGGCUGUGGAGGGCUGUCCCGAUGUCUGUAAAUGCUCCAGGAAGACCGGUCCAGAAAAAUCAGAGGUCAACUGUCAUAAGAGGGGUCUCCAUGCCUUUCCCUCCAAACUGCCCCCUGAUGCCUGGAUCCUCAAACUAGGUGAGAAUGGUAUCACGGACCUGAAGGCUAAUGCUCUGAGAUCGACUCCAAAGAUUGAGAGUAUCAACCUGGAACGAAACGCCAUCAAGUCCAUCCACCCCCAAGCCCUCUCUGGUGCAAAAAAACUGAUGCUCCUCAAUCUCUACGGCAACCACAUCACCAACCUUCCACCGAGGGGAUUCCAGGACCUCCUGAACCUUCGCUUUCUCAUGCUGGGAAAUAACCAGAUUGGCAUCCUCAAACCUCAGAUGUUUGCUGGAAUGAGGAACUUGUCAGACUUAGAUCUUCCUCUCAACGCGAUAACAACGCUCACCUCUAAUGCCUUUAAGCCUCUGAUCGCCCUCAAAGUUCUGGACCUUUCCCUGAAUCGCAUCCAGAAGAUCUCUCCUAAGGCCUUCACUGGACUCAGACAGCUCAUGUUCCUCAACUUGGACAAUAACAGGUCAUCACAUAAGCCCCUUUAG
Sebastes umbrosus (honeycomb rockfish) is the source of this 810-nucleotide messenger RNA. Its product is annotated as leucine-rich repeat-containing protein 15-like. The transcript is spliced from 4 exons. The record is from RefSeq and is a predicted model, not a curated record. Lineage: Eukaryota; Metazoa; Chordata; Actinopteri; Perciformes; Sebastidae. The coding region runs from base 139 to 810 and encodes 223 amino acids. Gene Ontology annotation, molecular function: protein binding.